AUGGCUUCAAAUAUUGAUAUUGGUAGCAUUCCACCGUUUGAUUGCAAAAGUGACCCCACUAGCGUAUCGACUAGAUGGAAAAGGUGGAAGAAAGCGUUCGAGUUCUAUAUCGUCGGAAAGGGUGUCAAAGAUGACAACCAAAAGAGAGCCUUGCUGUUACACUGUGCUGGCAUGGACGUACAGGACUUAUUUGAGACACUUUUUGAUCCCGGACCUGGAAACUUGCCUGAAGGACAACAAGACGAUGCAGGUAAUUACGAGAAAGCGUUACGAACAUUGAACGCGUAUUUCAUACCUCAGCUAAAUGCAAUAUAUGAGAGACAUGUGUUUCGUCAAAUGAAACAAGAGGAGGGUGAAACUAUAGAUCAGUUCAUUUCAAGACUGCAACGUCAAGCACAAAAUUGUGAGUUCACAGAUACUGAUGAACAAAUCAGAGAUCAAGUUAUAGAUAAAUGCAAGUCGUCAUUUUUUCGCCGUAAGCUCCUAGAAAAGGGAAAAUCCCUAACCCUAAAAGUGGUGCAAGACACAGCACGGGCCUUAGAAGUAGUUGAUGUUCAAUUAAAGACUAUGGAAGGUGAAUUUAAACGUGAAGUCAACCAAGACCAUAACGGUCAAAGGUCACAAAAGAAGCCAGGGAGAGCGAAAAAGAAAUGUUAUCGUUGUGGUAAAGAGGGACAUUUCGCCAGGGAUAGGGAAUGCCCAGCAAGAUCUGCAAACUGUGACAAAUGUCAUCUAACAGGACAUUUUGCAGUAGUAUGCAAGACUAAGAAACAUACCAAAGGUAACGCAGAGAAAGUUGGUACACAGGGAAACUCAGACAAAGAGAAAUUGUAUUGUGUACAGACAAAUGGUGACUAUGUGUUUGCUGUUCAGCCAGAAAAUAACUCAAACGACACCGGUGUGAUUAGUGUCACGGUGGGUGGAGUAGUUAUUUCAGACAUGCUCAUUGAUUCUGGAGCAACAUGUAAUGUGAUUUGUGAAACAACAUGGUCUACCUUGAAACAAAAAGGAAUUUUCUGUCAAGCUGAGAGGUCAACACAGUCGCUGUAUUCUUAUGGAGCAGAUAAGCCAUUGGAAGUCCUUGGGAAAUUCCAAGCCACUGCUCAAGUUGCUAAUAAUAUGACAAAUGCUGAAUUUAUCGUGUUUAAAGGCAAAGGUCGUUCACUGUUGGGACGAAAAACAGCACAAGAGCUUGGAGUGUUGAAGCUUGGACUGCAGGCAAACAUGAUUCACACACAAAAUGUGCGUGAUAAAUUUCCUAAGUGCUUUAAUGGGUUAGGAAAAUUGAAAGAUUACCAGGCGAAGAUCCACAUUGAUCCAGACAUACCACCGGUGGCACAGAAACCACGGAGAACACCAUUCAGCCUCAGAAGCAAAAUAGAGGACAAGCUGACUGAAUUGAUUAAAUUAGGUGUGAUAGAGAAAGUAAAUGGGCCCACACCAUGGGUCAGCCCAGUUGUAGUAGUACCAAAACCAUCUGGAGAUGUCAGACUAUGUGUAGAUAUGCGUCAGGCAAAUCAGGCAGUAGUCAGAGAGAGACAUCCGAUACCUACCGUAGAUGAAAUAUUAGAAAGCAUGAACCAAAGCACGGUCUUUACAAAGUUAGACCUCAAGUGGGGGUUUCAUCAGAUCGAGUUGGAGGAAUCGUCUAGAAGUAUCACAACAUUUGCUACACAUAACGGUUUGUUCCGAUAUAAACGGCUGAUGUUUGGCAUUAGUUCUGCCCCAGAACUGUACCAACACAUCAUACAACAAGUAUUGACUGGAUGUGAUGGAGCCGUAAAUAUAUCUGACGAUGUGGUGAUACAUGCUCCUGACAAUGAAACCCAUGACCAAAGAUUAAUUGAAGUUCUGAAAUGCUAUGAAGAAAAGGGUCUGACACUGAAUGCGGAGAAAUGCGUAUUUCGAAUGUCUCAGUUAGAAUUCUUGGGAAGUAUGAUAACUAGACAUGGUAUCCGUCCAACUACAGAAAAAGUAGAAGAAGUCUUAAAUGCUCGAGCACCAGAGAAUUCAACAGAAGUGAGAAGUUUUCUGGGAUUAGUAAAUUUCUCUGCACGAUAUAUAACUAACUUAGCCACAGUAGCCGAGCUACUCCGCAAAUUAACACGCAAAGGAACCAAAUUUGAAUGGCAAACUGAACAACAACAAUCAUUUGACCGCUUGAAAGAUGAGUUAGCUAAUGCGCGGACUUUAGCCUACUUUGAUCAGAAUGCUGAAACUACAGUGAUUACAGAUGCUAGUCCAGUAGGACUAGGCGCUAUCUUGAUACGGAAACAGAACAGUGAAAAUAGAGUUGUGUGUUAUGCCAGUAGAAGUCUGUCAGAUGUAGAAAGGAGGUACUCUCAAACAGAAAGGGAGGCCCUUGCCAUAGUUUGGGCUUGUGAGAGAUUCAAUUUAUACUUAUGUGGUAUUGAAUUUAAGCUGUUAACAGACCACCAGCCGUUAAAGGUGAUAUAUUCACACAAGUCAAAGCCAUCUGCGCGAAUUGAACGUUGGGUUCUACGUUUACAGCCCUACAACUUUACUGUGGAAUACAUACCUGGGUCGAAGAACAUCGCAGAUGCACUGUCUAGACUGGUUGACAAUAAUAAGAGUGAACAUAGUGAUGACACGGAGGAAUACAUUCGUUAUGUAGCAGAAUAUGCGGCACCACAUGCGAUACCAAUAAGAUUAAUAGAACGAGUGUCUGAACAGGAUGAGGAAAUUACUGAGCUUAGAGAAUGCAUAGCAUUGGGUAAUUGGAAUAAUUGCCCUGCUGCUUACAAGUCAGUUAGAAAUGAGCUUACUGUGUUAGGAAAACUGGUACUCAGAGACACUCGAUUAGUCAUUCCUAAGAGUCUGAGAAAGCGAGUUAUAGACUUGGGACAUGAGGGGCACCAAGGAAUCGUAAAGACGAAGCAACGCUUGCGCACAAAAGUUUGGUGGCCACGCAUUGAUCAAGAUGCAGAGCUAAGAUGCAAGUCUUGCCAUGAAUGUCAGUUGGUGACACAGUCAUCUGUUAGUGAACCGAUUAUACCUACCCAACUACCUACAGGUCCUUGGCAAGAAGUGGCAUUAGAUUUAUUGGGGCCACUACCAAAUGGUGAAUACAUACUUGUUGUCGUUGAUUAUUACAGUAGAUAUUUUGAGGUGGAUUUCAUGAAGACUGUAACAUCAGAGAAGAUAAUAGAACGUAUCGAUUCUCACUUUUCUUCACAUGGGUAUCCAAUUGGUUUGAAAUCGGACAACGGUCCUCAGUUCAUUUCAGAGGAGUUUGAAAACUACCUAGAAGAGUGUGGCAUAAGACAUAAACAUACAACCCCCCUAUGGCCUCAGGCAAAUGGAGAGGUAGAAAGACAGAAUAGAUCUCUCUUGAAAGUGUUGAAGAUAGCACAGCUUCAGAAACGCAACCUGCACAAGGAGUUAAAUAAGUUCCUUCUAGCAUAUCGGUCUACACCGCACACGACAACAGGAAUGUCCCCAGCCGAAGCAAUGUUCAAAAGAAAGUUAAGAACAAAGCUUCCAGAAACAGGGGAAAACAGGUUGAGAGAAGAUGACAGAAUGAUAAGAGAUAGAGACACUGAACUAAAACAGAAAUCAAAAGAUUAUCUGGAUGCGCAUAGAAAUGUAAGAGAAAGCAGCAUCCAGCCAGGAGACAAAGUAUUACUACAUCAGAGGCAAAGAAACAAAUUAUCCACACCGUAUGAAAAAAUGCCAUACAAAGUGAUAGACAAAAUUGGUAGCCAAGUGACUAUCCAGUCUCCAACAGGUGUAAAAUACAAACGUAACACGUCACAUGUGAAAAAGUAUGUUGAGCCGACUGAUAGUGAAAAAGCUGAAACUCAACAAAGCGAUAAAGAGACUGAUAAUUCAUGUGAUGUAACUUCUGGAUGUCAAAGUGAUGCAACCUUACCUGAACCACCAGAUAGAGCAAAACGUACAGUUCAGGCACCCAAGUAUUUAAAGGACUAUUUGUGUUAUUGA
Saccoglossus kowalevskii is the source of this 3963-nucleotide messenger RNA. RefSeq lists its product as uncharacterized. The record is from RefSeq and is a predicted model, not a curated record. NCBI's taxonomy places the organism in Eukaryota, Metazoa, Hemichordata, Enteropneusta, Harrimaniidae.